Stereum hirsutum FP-91666 SS1 is the source of this 1761-nucleotide messenger RNA. RefSeq names its product WD40 repeat-like protein. Lineage: Eukaryota; Fungi; Basidiomycota; Agaricomycetes; Russulales; Stereaceae. The transcript has 3 exons. The record is from RefSeq and is a predicted model, not a curated record. Gene Ontology annotation, molecular function: protein binding. The coding region runs from base 57 to 1670 and encodes 537 amino acids.
GUCACUCCUGUUCACUCACAGUCGCAGAGCUGUUUCGGAAAUCAUUCCAAGCAAAAAUGACUGUUUCAUCACACAAGCCUAUUGUCUUACCUAUCGCGACAAUUCAGCACACUCUCCCUAGCAUCGCCUCGGAAAUCUAUCACGCCAUUAUACCCUCUGAACAUGUCUGGCUCUCGUGUUACAUACAAGGCGAGCCCUCCGUCCAUGGGAAGAUCAAACUUUCUCUUGAUGACGAAGAUCGGGCGAAGAUCAACUUUGAGGGGAAAGAAGGUGUGAGACUGGAAAGGGUUGAUGAGUUCGAUUAUAAAGGAGAAUGUCAACAACUUGAGAUUGACGAUGUCACAUUUGUCUUCCCGAAAGAGACAUACGUCGAUCCUGUGCACUCGGAUGCCCAAUAUCUGCAUCAAAUUUCUUCUUUUGCUCUCUCGCUCUCUGCACAUUCCUCGACCUCAUCCAACGGGCAUACGCCACAAAACACCCCGGGUCUUCUGGCAACAGGUCGCGCCGAUGGCACUCUUGCUGUUUACACACUUCCAUCAGCAUCAACGCUAUCCUCUUCUGAACCACGAUUUUCUGAACCAAGCGAAACCCCAAUUACUCCGGUCUUCUCGGGCCGAAUACACAAGGCUGGCGUUACUGAUGUCCGAAUCGCGUCCAUCAACACAAGCUCACGCGCUCACUCUCCUGUCCUCGUGUCAUCCGGGAUGGACUUCAGCGUUCACGUUUCACCAAUAAAAGCCUCUAUCAUCGAUUCUGCGUUCUCGACGGACCUGAAGACAGUGAAGACAAAAGAUCUGAAGUCGACACGAUUGUGGAGGGGUCAUACAAAGGGUGUCAACUCUAUCAUACCCAUCCAAACUUCUCCGUCUACGUCUUCUUCGCGCCAAACAGAACCAGCUCAGCCGACUGUAGCGGAACCAGACUUUCUCUCGGUCGCGAAAGAUGGCACACUUCGUCUCUGGUCACUCAGUGGCGGCCAAGAUCACCAGCUAGGCGUGUGGGGCUCAGGCGGAUUCAAGAGCAUAAAUGCUCUUGCCGCCGCCAUUGACCUUCAUACGAGUGGAACUUCUCCGCAAGAAGUUGAACAGAAUCAGGCGGGUACCAGCCGGUUGAGGGCCUUGAUAUGGGCGGGUCUCUCGGACGGGACCGUCGAAGGCCACGAUCCACAGCUACGGAAAUCUAUUUGCUCGCUGGCCCCUCCAGGUACAUCGGGCAGUGGCAAUGCCGGAAGUUCAAAGGCCGUGACCGCGCUAGCGGUGCAUGCGAGCGGCAGGUGGGUCGUCAGUGGGGAUGCGGGCGGAUUGAUGAGGUUGUGGCGGGUCGCUCUCCUAGAGCCAUCCGUGGAUGGUGCGAAGGUUGAAGGAGAGUGCGUGAUUGAGUGGCGACGUAACGGGGCCAGUGUGGAAGCAAUUGCUUUUCUUCCGAUGGUACCGUCGUCGAGUGGAGAUGAGAAUCAUCAGCGACUGGACGUGGUUGUAGGCACAGAGGACGGCCUGCCGUACAUGUGCUCGAUUUUCGUUUUGGAAAACACAAAGGUCAAGGUGGAGAAGGAAUUCGUUUUUGGGGAUGUCGAAACUGUGAGAUGCGUGCGAGUUAUUGGAACAGCGAGCGGAGGACGCGAGGUAUGGAUGUCGGGAGAUGGAGGGGUCGUCAGAAGGUACGUCGUAUGAGCAAGGGAAAAAAAGACGUGUCGUUCAUUCUCCAUACAAAUAUGUAGCAAGUGUAUAUUGUUUGGCUAUAAUCAUCUUACUGUCAUUUCCC